AUGGAGCAUUUGAAAUCUCCAUUCAGAGGGAUUGCACAUGAUGUUAGAGGAAGAGCAUUGUGCUAUAAACAGGAUUGGAAUGUCGGAAUUCGCUCUGGAAUUGGGAUUUUGGCUCCAACUACAUACAUCUUCUUUGCUUCUGCACUACCUGUCAUUGCAUUUGGGGAGCAACUUAGUAGAGAUACAGAUGGAAGUUUGAGCACAGUUGAAACUUUGACUUCUACUGCUAUAUGUGGUCUCAUACACUCAAUACUUGGUGGACAACCUCUUCUGAUAUUGGGAGUAGCAGAACCUACUGUUAUCAUGUACACUUACUUGUAUAACUUUGCUAAAGGGAGGCAAGAUUUGGGGCAAAAACUGUUCUUGGCAUGGGCUGGAUGGGUAUGCACUUGGACAGCUCUGAUGUUGUUCAUUCUUGCAAUUUUCAAUGCAUGUGUUAUCAUCAAUAGGUUUACAAGGAUUGCAGGGGAAACUUUUGGGAUGUUAAUUUCUGUUCUUUUCAUUCAAGAGGCCAUCAAGGGACUAGUGAGUGAGUUCAAGAUUCCUAAAAAUGAGGAUCCAAAUAAAGUGAAGUAUCAAUUUCAAUGGCUUUACACUAAUGGUAUUCUUGCAGUUGUAUUCUCAUUUGGGCUUUUAUACACUGCAUUAAAAAGCAGGAAAGCAAGGUCAUGGUGGUUUGGAACAGGGCGACUCAGAAGCUUCAUAGCAGACUAUGGAGUCCCAUUGAUGAUUAUAGUGUGGACAGCUGUCUCUUUCAGUGUACCAAACAAACUCCCUUCUGGAGUUCCAAGAAGACUCUUUAGUCCACUGUUAUGGGAAUCUGAAUCAACAUACCAUUGGACUGUUAUCAAGGAUAUGGGUAAAGUUCCUCCUGCAUACAUCUUUGCAGCCUUCAUCCCAGCUCUUAUGAUAGCAGGGCUUUAUUUCUUUGAUCAUAGUGUUGCUGCACAGUUAGCUCAACAGAAAGAAUUCAACCUCAAGAAUCCUUCAGCCUAUCAUUAUGACAUUCUUUUGCUUGGAUUCAUGACGUUGCUUUGUGGAUUAUUAGGACUACCUCCUUCAAACGGUGUAUUGCCUCAAUCACCCAUGCACACUAAAAGCCUAGCAGUUCUCAAAAAACAGUUUAUUAGAAAGAAGCUAGUAGCAAGUGCUAAGGAAAGCAUAAAGCAGAAAGCUAGCAAUUCAGAGAUCUACAACAAGAUGCAAACUGUUUUCAUAGAAAUCGAUAGCUCUCCAAUUACAACUGCGGUAGUUAAAGAACUAAAGGACUUGCAAGAAGCAGUGAUGAAAGUAGAAGAUGGAGAAGAAAACACAAAGGGGAAGUUUGAUCCUGAGGAGCACAUUGAUGCACACUUACCUGUGAGAGUUAAUGAACAAAGGGUCAGCAAUCUACUGCAGUCAAUUCUUUUAGCAGGAUCUAUUUGUGCAAUGCCACUUAUAAAGUUAAUACCAACUUCAGUUCUUUGGGGUUAUUUUGCUUACAUGGCCAUUGAUAGUCUUCCUGGAAACCAGUUUUGGGAAAGGAUCUUGCUUCUCUUUAUCCCCUCUGGCAGAAGAUACAAGGUUCUGGAAAAGGUUCAUGCUUCUUUUAUCGAGUCAGUCCCAUUUAGAAGCAUAGUCAUAUUCACAAUCUUCCAAAUCAUCUAUUUCCUCGUAUGUUAUGGUGUCACAUGGGUCCCUGUAGCUGGCAUUUUGUUCCCAGUUCCUUUCUUCCUUCUCAUCAGCAUAAGACAACACAUUCUACCAAAACUAUUCCAGCUCCAUUAUCUCAGGGAGCUUGAUGCAGCCGAAUAUGAGGAAAUCCUGGGUAGUCCAACACGACCUCCUAGUUUCAAUCUCAGGGAAUCGGAUAGUGGACAUGGUGGGAGUAAUGAAGGUGACGUGGCGAUAUGUGAUGCGGAAAUACUUGAUGAGAUGACUACAAAUAGGGGGGAGCUCAAGGUUCGGAAUCUUAGCUUUAGAGAAGAUAGACGCACCCAGCAAAUUUACCACGGGGACUAUAUCCAGUCUGAGUGA
Messenger RNA from Lactuca virosa, 2016 nucleotides. NCBI's taxonomy places the organism in Eukaryota, Viridiplantae, Streptophyta, Magnoliopsida, Asterales, Asteraceae. The record is from the annotation of a GenBank genome assembly.